This is a messenger RNA of Penicillium oxalicum, 222 nucleotides long. RefSeq lists its product as uncharacterized. The coding region runs from base 1 to 222 and encodes 73 amino acids. Lineage: Eukaryota; Fungi; Ascomycota; Eurotiomycetes; Eurotiales; Aspergillaceae. The transcript is spliced from 2 exons. The record is from RefSeq and is a predicted model, not a curated record.
AUGACAACGGAUCCCCCCAGACAGCGCAGGAGCGAUAACGGCGAGAACCCUGUUGCCGACGAGAAACUGGCCAGCCUGAACGACAAGGCCGACACAAUCGAAGCGGGGCUGGCUAAAGCAACGAGACUCAUCGCGGAGACCAAAGUGGAACUGGAGAAAAUGGCCAAAAUUCUGGACAAGUCCUUUAGCGGGCUUGAAAGAAAGUCGCAACGCGGAAAGUGA